Momordica charantia (bitter melon) is the source of this 1677-nucleotide messenger RNA. RefSeq names its product Calcium-binding EF-hand family protein. NCBI's taxonomy places the organism in Eukaryota, Viridiplantae, Streptophyta, Magnoliopsida, Cucurbitales, Cucurbitaceae. Gene Ontology annotation, molecular function: calcium ion binding. The record is from RefSeq and is a predicted model, not a curated record.
GUCGAUUUCUGAGGCCAACAACAAAUCCGUUUCGGAGUACGAAAGCAAACAGAGGGUUCCAUUCGCCCCUUCUUCACAAGCUGCCAUUUUUCUCUCUGUUGCAUUUAAGGCCAAGAUUGAAGAUUCAGUGAAGCAGAACCAGCCAACGACCCCAUCACCACCAUUUCCAAUACCCCUUUCUCUCUCUCUCUCUGCUCGUGCGACUCACAGGACUCACGCCAAAAGCUCGCACAGUUCACAAGACUUGAGAAUCCAAAGCAGGGUACCGGAAUUUAAUGGACGCUUCUGCUUCAGAUUCAUCUUGCCCAAUGAACAGAACUACAGGACAGGUUCUGGACGGUUCAGAAAUUAUGGAGUUGGUUGCCAACAACCAAGUCUUCGCCUCUUUCGUCGACCAUAAGUUUCGCGAGCUCGACACCGACAAAGACGGCAAACUUUCCCUCAAAGAGCUCCACCCUGCUGUCGCCGACAUUGGAGCCGCUCUCGGCCUACCUCCUCACGGCACUUCCCCUGAUUCUGACAACAUUUACUCUGAGGUAUUGAAUGAAUUCACCCAUGGAUCAAGAGAAAAGGUAAGCAAGACUGAAUUUAAAGAAGUUCUCUCUGAUAUUCUGCUAGGCAUGGCUGCGGGGUUGAAGCGAGAUCCCAUCGUCAUACUUCGGAUCGAUGGCGAAGAUCUUCUUGAAUUCAUUAAUGGCCCUGCCUACGAGCCUGAGAUGGUUGCCAUUUUCUCACAAAUCGAGCUACCUGACAGUUCGCUUCACGAUUACAUUGUUAAAGCUUUUGAAAAUCUUACUGUGGAACUAGGGAUGCCUCCUCCUGCAGACCCCUGGGUUAUGAGCGAUAUAGUCGAACCAGCUAUAGAGUCCUGUGCUGCGGGUGAGAAUUGGGACGUACCCGUCUCGCAAGAGAUAUUCUUGUUGGAAUUCAAGAGAGCUGCAGAUCAUGUGGCUCAACGCCUAAAAGAGCAGCCUGUUAUUGUUGCUCACAGUGAGAAUACCUUUGAUGGAAGUAGCAUAAGAAGACUGUUAUCCAAAAAAUUUGAACUGGACAAGUCACUUAACGCCGCGCUUCAGAGUGUCCCAAAAGAUAAAACUGGGAAAUUGCCAAAGGAACAUCUGCAGUUGGCGCUGGAUAUGAUUGCUCCAUUAGCGGGUUUACCUCCGCUCGGCGCCCUCGAUCAGAUGGACAAGCUGAUGUCUGAUGUAUUCAAGAUGGUGGAUGCGGACGACGGGAAGGCGGUUAAAGAAGACGAAUUCAAGAAACUACUGACAGAGAUUCUGGGGGCAGCUAUGUUGCAGUUGGAAGGCAAUCCAAUCUCAGUUUCUUCAAAUUCUGUUGUGCACGAGCCUCUAGCCUGUUCUUCAACACUUUUGACACCAUCCUCGCAGUAAAUCAUAUAAAGGCAGUAGCAGAGCUAUUCUAAGGUAAAGAAACCACAUAGAACUGCCAUAAGUUAUAUAUAAAUUGGGGACUGGAGCUUUUCAAAGUGCAUAGAGAGAAAAAGGGAAUGAAGCCAAGCCAUGGCUUGUCUGUCAUAUUAGCUUAGAGUUGGUUCCUUCUUACAGGGUGAAAAAUGAUGCUCUCUUCAAUGAAUGUAACGUAUGUAUCAGAUUUGUUGUAUUAUGUUAUGAAAGAUACUUUAUAUAUAUGAGAGCUAUUCAGAUUCUCUUUAUA